AGCACCUAAACUGGACGGAAUUUUCAUUUGGAGGGUGAUUGUACAGAUUUUCAUCAUGUAUAAUUGAAAUCCCGAGGUACCCAACAUUCCAAUACCCUCAGUCGAACCAGAGGCAGAGCAUUCCUUCGGCAAUAAUGGCGGCUUCUCCUCCUCCUGGGCAGAACAGAAAUGAGCAUAAUACAGAGCAUUCGGCAUUAAUGUCGGCUUCUCCUCCUCCUGGGCAGAACAGAAAUGAGCAUACUACAGAGCAUUCGGCAAUAAUGGCUUCUCCUCCUUCUGGGCAGAACAGGGAGGAUCGUAAUACAGAGCAUUCGCCAUUGAUGUCUUCUUCUCCUCCUGCGCAGAACAGGGAUGAUCAUAACACGGGGCAUUCGGCAUUAAUAGAUUCCAAGACGGCUCUGGCUGCGGAUAAUACAGUAUUUGGGGCUUCUGCGAUUGUUUUCACAGUGCUUCUCUUAAUGAUUGCCAUUACAGUUUUCGUACUCUGUUUCAGACGAUUCUGCCUUCGUCGAUUGUCAUUUCAUAGCGAUCGACAAUCCGUCGGGAAUCCUCUUUCACCAGAUCGAAAACCAGUUGCAGAAAGUUUUCCUGUGUUUGUGUACGAGUGUAAGAACUACAGUGAUCAAGGGCUUGAAUGUGCGGUUUGUUUGAGUGAAUUUGAGGAGGAAGAGAAGGGAAGAAUUCUGCCUGCGUGUAAUCACAGCUUUCAUGUCGACUGCAUCGACAGGUGGUUUGAGUCGCAGUCGACCUGCCCGAUUUGUCGAGCCCCUGCCCGGGCCGCCAUGAGCACGCGAGGCACGUGAAGAAAAGGUUCAGAAAUCUAUCAGAUGUUAAAUCCAUGUGAUGUGGAAAUGAUUUAGAUGUACAUUUUAGUCCUCACACUUGGAAUGUGAUUAUCUUGUGAUCAAAUGCUUGUGUUGGGGUGUUGUGGGGUUAUAGACCUAAUGAUGGCCCCAAUACACUUUUCGAAUGCUUGUGUCAUGGGGUAUAUAGGUCAAAUGGUAAUAGUUUUAUUUUAGUUUUGUGAUGGAGAAAAUUGUAUAUAGUGUCUUUUUUAAUAUGUUGAGUUCAUGUUCAUUUGAGUGAUUUUUUAUAUAAUAAUAGGUGUAAAGGGGGUACAGAGCAUAAGU
Cryptomeria japonica (Japanese cedar) is the source of this 1130-nucleotide messenger RNA. Its product is annotated as RING-H2 finger protein ATL5-like. NCBI's taxonomy places the organism in Eukaryota, Viridiplantae, Streptophyta, Pinopsida, Cupressales, Cupressaceae. The transcript has a single exon. Bases 135 to 803 code for a protein of 222 amino acids. The record is from RefSeq and is a predicted model, not a curated record.